Molecule: messenger RNA, 477 nt
Organism: Gymnogyps californianus (California condor)
Lineage: Eukaryota; Metazoa; Chordata; Aves; Accipitriformes; Cathartidae
Product: protein S100-A2-like
Exons: 2
Coding region: 1-477 (158 amino acids)
Cellular component (GO): cytoplasm
Molecular function (GO): transition metal ion binding
Source: RefSeq, a predicted model, not a curated record
AUGGCCACCACCCUGGAACAAGCCCUGGCCUCCAGCAUUGCCACCUUCCACGAGCGCUCGGGGAAAGAGGGUGACAAGUACCAGCGGAGAAAGGGCGAGCUGAAGGAGCUGCCCAGCUUCAUGGGGGAACAACUGGAUGAGCGGAGCUUCUGGGUGCUGCUGAAGGACCUGGAGGACAAGGACAACAUGAUGGACUUCAAGGAGUACGUGGUCCUCCUGGGCUGCCUCACCAUGCUCUGCAACAACUUCUGUGCUAAGGCUUGUGGCCCUGCCAGCCGGCAUCGAGCCCCAGCCCAUGGCUCGAAUAAAACUGCUGUCACCUUCCCAGCCCCACUGCAGAGCCUGUUCGUUUGCACUGGGGUCACUGGCAUGGGAGUGCUUGGGACCAUCUGUCUUGGGGAGACCAAGGCCACCCAGAAAGCUGGCGGUGUGGGGGACAGUACAGUGAUGAGGGUGGGGACGGACGUGGGCUGGUGA